AUGGCUUUUGGAGGUGUCGCCCUGCCCGGCUCGGGCAAUUCCGCCAACAACGUCCCUAGCAUCAAGGGCAGCGUCAGCGCUGGAGCACAAACAAAAGUCAAUGGUGCUGGCGACGAUGACAAGAAGGUCGCCGCUAUCGGCAAGGACGCGGGUAUCGAACAGCAAGGCCUCUCGAGCGUACACGGCAUUGUGCCAACGUUGCAGAACAUUGUUGCUACCGUCAACUUGGAGGUGCGUCUUGACUUGAAGACCAUCGCCUUGCACGCACGCAACGCCGAGUACAACCCAAAACGUUUCGCCGCCGUUAUCAUGCGUAUUCGCGAGCCCAAGACCACGGCACUCAUCUUUGCUUCUGGUAAGAUGGUGGUCACCGGUGCAAAGUCGGAGGAUGACAGCCGCCUUGCCAGCCGAAAGUACGCGCGUAUCAUCCAGAAGCUUGGCUUUGAGGCCAAGUUCAGCGAGUUCAAGAUCCAGAACAUUGUCGGCUCGUGCGACGUGCGCUUUCCCAUCCGUCUCGAGGGCCUUGCCUACAGCCACGGUGUCUACUCUUCGUACGAGCCCGAGUUGUUCCCCGGUCUCAUCUACCGCAUGGUCAAGCCCAAGGUCGUGCUGCUCAUCUUUGUCUCUGGCAAGAUUGUGCUCACGGGUGCCAAGGUACGAGAAGAGAUUUACCAAGCGUUCAAUCUCAUUCUGCCCGUGUUGGCCGAGUUCCGCAAGCCUUGA
Molecule: messenger RNA, 723 nt
Organism: Pseudozyma hubeiensis SY62
Lineage: Eukaryota; Fungi; Basidiomycota; Ustilaginomycetes; Ustilaginales; Ustilaginaceae
Exons: 2
Coding region: 1-723 (240 amino acids)
Biological process (GO): DNA-templated transcription initiation
Molecular function (GO): DNA binding; RNA polymerase II general transcription initiation factor activity
Source: RefSeq, a predicted model, not a curated record